Lactuca saligna is the source of this 1675-nucleotide messenger RNA. Lineage: Eukaryota; Viridiplantae; Streptophyta; Magnoliopsida; Asterales; Asteraceae. The record is from the annotation of a GenBank genome assembly.
AUGACAGAUUAUCUUUUCUUUGACCAUUUACAUGUCAUAUCUUGGAAAAAAAAUUCAAGAAAUGUAGCUAUUCAAAGUCACUUUACAGAUUCUGAGAUGAAUGAUUCAGUUAUGAGAUUGAAAGAUAAAAAAGAAGCAGAGCCUGAAGCUGAUCCAGAAAGAGACCAAAGGACUGUUUUUGCUUACCAGAUGCCACUGAAGGCAACUGAAUAUGAUGUUUAUGAGUUCUUCUCAAAAGCAGGAAAGGUUAGAGAUGUGAGGCUGAUCAUGGAUAGAAAUUCAAGAAGAUCAAAAGGAGUUGGGUAUAUUGAGUUUUAUGAUGCAAUGUCUGUGCCAAUGGCAAUUGCCCUUUCGGGUCAUUUGCUUCUUGGUCAACCUGUCAUGGUCAAACCUUCAGAAGCUGAGAAGAAUCUUGUCCAAUCUAACGCUACAGCUGGCGGGACAGGUGGCAUUGCGGGUCCCUACGGGGCAGUUGACCGGAAACUUUAUGUUGGAAAUUUACACUUCAACAUGACUGAACUCCAACUCAAACAGAUUUUUGAAGCUUUUGGACCCGUGGAGCUUGUCCAACUCCCCACGGAUCCUGAAACGGGUCAUUGUAAAGGUUUCGGGUUCAUUCAGUUUGCUCAACUUGAACAUUCAAAGGCUGCACAAAGCUUAAAUGGGAAGCUUGAGAUAGCUGGGAGGACAAUUAAGGUAUCUUCGGUUACUGAUCAUGUUGUUGCACAAGAUUCAGGAGCAAAAGCCGCAGACUUUGAUGAUGAUGAUGGUGGAGGUUUGGCUCUAAAUGCGCAAUCUAGGGCAAUGCUUAUGGCAAAGCUUGAUAGAAGUGGUAUCGCAUCGAGUGUUGUUCCUGGGGCAAAUCUGGUGAAUGGGUCUGGCCCAAUUCAAGCGAUUAAUGGGCCAUCUACAACAGUCCCUGUUCCAGCUUUAGCCCAAAUUGUUUCAGAGCCUGUUGGAAACCCUAGCGAGUGCUUGCUUUUGAAAAACAUGUUUGAUCCAUCCACCGAGGUUGAGCCGGACUUUGAUUUGGAUAUAAAAGAUGAUGUGGAAGACGAGUGUUGUAAUUAUGGAAGAGUGAAGCAUAUCCAUGUUGAUAAGCACAGUGCUGGUUAUGUGUAUGUGCGAUUUGAAAGUGUGGAGGCGGCUUCACGAGCUCAACAGGCAAUGCAUAAAAGAUGGUUUGCACGCAGAUUGAUUUCAGCAAUAUUUUUGCAACCAUACGAGUAUGAUGCAAAGUUCAAAAGUGCAGCUUGAUCAUGUCACACAACCAAGAUAAAACUGGGUUUGAAUUUGUUGUCAGGUUUCUUAAUUUUAGUUUUUUGUUAGAGACAUUUCCAUUUUGCAUGUAUAAUGAUAGAUAUUAUGAAAUUGGUUUUUAUGGGAUCAUAUCUGAUAAGUAAUGUUCAUGAAGUCUGUGAAUUGUUUAAGACUGAAUAAUAUUUCUAGGCUUAUUCUCAGUUAUAGUUUUUGUAGGUUGUGCAUAAUAGUAUUGUAGAAUGACUUACACUUUUGGUUCUGUUUGGAAUGGUUUGAAGAGUUUGUUCGAUCCUUUUUGGCUCUUGGAAUCAGGUUGAUUAUGGCAAAGACAAGACAUUAUGAAAAAUAUUACAAUUUCUUAAAGAUAAUAUUAAAAGAUGGCUUAUCGUAUUCAUAAUCCAUAACAGUAUGCGUG